AUGGGUCUGAGGAACUGGCUGAGGACCGUGUGCUGCUGCUGCCCGUGUUGUAAGUGUCUGGAGGAGCCCGCCCUGCCCGAGAAGGAGCCCUUGGUCAGUGGCAACAACCCAUAUUCCUCAUUUGGAGCAACUCUGGCAAGGGAUGAUGAAAAGAAUUUGUGGAGUAUGCCUCAUGACUUGUCCCACACGGAGGCAGACGACGACAGGAUCCUGUACAACCUCAUAGUUGUUCGGAAUCAACAGGCCAAAGAUUCUGAGGAAUGGCAAAAACUCAAUUAUGACAUCUAUACCCUGCGGCAAAUUCGAAGGGAAGUGAGAAACAGAUGGAAAUGCAUUUUGGAAGAUUUAGGUUUUCAAAGGGAAGCAGACUCUUUGUUGUCCGUCACUAAACUCAGCACCAUCAGCGAUUCUAAGAACACAAGGAAGGCCCGAGAAGUGUUGUUGAAACUGGCUGAAGAGACCAGUAUUUUCCCAACAGGUUGGGAGCUCUCAGAGAGAUACCUCUUUGUUGUGGACCGUCUUAUUGCUCUUGAUGCUGCAGAAGAGUUCUUUAAAAUUGCCAGUCGAACUUACCCCAAGAAGCAUGGAGUUCCAUGCUCAGCCGAUGGCCAGAAAGAACUGCACUACCGUCCAUUUCCAAGUCCCUAA
Messenger RNA from Chrysochloris asiatica (Cape golden mole), 648 nucleotides. It is a transcript of the gene MREG, whose product is annotated as melanoregulin. Gene Ontology annotation, biological process: melanocyte differentiation; melanosome transport. The record is from RefSeq and is a predicted model, not a curated record. NCBI's taxonomy places the organism in Eukaryota, Metazoa, Chordata, Mammalia, Afrosoricida, Chrysochloridae. The transcript has 5 exons. Gene Ontology annotation, cellular component: melanosome. Bases 1 to 648 code for a protein of 215 amino acids.